This is a messenger RNA of Paramecium primaurelia, 777 nucleotides long. The record is from the annotation of a GenBank genome assembly. Lineage: Eukaryota; Ciliophora; Oligohymenophorea; Peniculida; Parameciidae.
UAAAUUACCACCAGCACUAUCACCAGUAACAAUAAUCUUAUUGGGAAUUAUACCAAAUGUUUUUUCAGAAUAUUUUAUUAUCCAAUUAUAAGCUUGCCAACAAUCAUCUAAAGGUAUUGGAUAAGGAUAUUAUGGAGAUAGACUAUAAUCAAUAGAAAAGAUGGGAACAUUUAAAUUGAUAGCCCAAUCUCUAGUAUAACAUUAAUGACUUGAUGAAGAUUAUGAGAUAAAACCACCUCCAUGAAUAUGAAUGAUAAUCUUAUCUUCAAAAGUAUUGUUUUGUUUUAUGAAGAAUGAUUUUAGAAAACUAAAAAUAUUAUCCUUUUCCAUCACACGUUAGUUGUACAAUAAUCUAAUUCUAAUUCUAGCUUGAUUUUUAACAAAUAAGAAUUUGUCAUCUCUGUGGAUUUCUUGAUUUACAUAUUCAAUUGGAUGAGUAGAGAUUUGAUCAUAAAUACCUUAUUUAAUUUAUUUGUUGGCUUCUUGAAUUGUGAGUGGCAAAACAACUGGCAAUAUAUAAAAUUUUAAGUUUGUAGCAAUUUUAGGUAAUCCCAAAUUAAUUAAAUGUUUGACUCCUGGUAAUUCAAUAAAAUUCAUAGCCUAGUGUGCAGUAUCAGCCCUUAAUUAACUCAUAUGAUCUUUCAUUCCUUUUUCUGCAGCAGAACUUGAUAAAAAAUAAUAUAGAGAAUUCAGACUGACUGAAAAUAUUUUACCCCAUCUACUUGAAUUCUUCUUACAAUCAUUAACUAAAGCAUGACCAACCAUAACAGAUUAUAC